AACGUUGGAUGUUUGGAGCUAACUAACCGAACCCACAACCUUGAGAUAACCAAUCGAGUCUUUAGGACGUGAAAGCUUAAGAGUCUCACGCUCUACCGAUUGAGCUAGCCGGGCGAAUGCUGUUGAUUGAUGGAGCACUGGAGAAAUAAAGAGAAGAAAGAUUGAGGUUUUUCCUCAUUCAACGCGUCGAGCGUUCAGUUUUGCAUAUGAUACCCGGAUAUAGACUGCCAAGACUUAUAGACUAUGAAUAUUUUUUUUUGGUCCCAUGUACCCGGAUUGUUGUGUGUGUAUAUAUGUAUAUAAACAAAUCGUACUACACUCGUAAUAAUUUCUCUUCCAAAGUAUGCUUAACCAAGUGCGCACACACUCAACGAUACAAACUUUCCACGUGUAAAUCUCCAUGCCCUCUGUUUGCCUUCCCACUUCCCUCCUUCCCCUUACUGCCUCUCCGCCUCCUCCGUCUUCUCUUUCAAUCUCGCUCCCACGCCCCACAUUUCUAGACCUAGGAUCCACCAGACAAAGCUCCGGCCCACAUGCCAUGACCCGUGGGAGAACUGGUAUUGUCGAGUCCUAACAACA
Molecule: messenger RNA, 579 nt
Organism: Alternaria alternata
Lineage: Eukaryota; Fungi; Ascomycota; Dothideomycetes; Pleosporales; Pleosporaceae
Exons: 1
Coding region: 207-500 (97 amino acids)
Source: RefSeq, a predicted model, not a curated record